GUUAGCCAGUUUAGGAGCUUUGCACGAGGUGCUUCGAAGGACCUCCUGCUACGUGAGCCGGAGUCACACUUAUCUUAUGGUGCCGCUGAGGUAUACUCUUCCUCUUUACCUUCUACAAUGUAGGUCAUAUGUCUUGGAUAGCCAAUAUUGCACUUCAUCUGAUUAACCCAAACACACUUGUAUACCGCAUGUCUAGUUCAUUCUGAGCACAUUCAUACAUGAUACUUCUGUCAACUUGAACACAUAUACACACUGCAUUUUUACCAAUUUUGAACACAUGCAUACACUAUAUUCCUGACACUGCUUCGCAUCUAUUUAUCUUGAACACAGGGAGAUUCCCAUGCCUUCCGGGUUUAUGGGAACACCAUUGCUCGAGAUUGGUACAUGGAGCUACCCGAUGAUGUUCGCUACAUCGUUGAUGGGGCCGGUUUUGGCAUAUUCUGCAUGGGACUCUCGCGCCUCACUGCGAGUCGGCCUCUUCUAGGCGCCUUAGUGGAGAGGUGGUGGGACACCACCGAUUUCUUCCUCCUUUCUACAUCAGGGGAGAUGACGAUGACUCCCUUCGACUUCUCCAUGCUCAUUGGCAUCGGAGUAAGGGGUGAUCCGAUCCCUUUCGACACUGAUAUGGGCAAGUGGGAUGCUGUCCAGAUCUUUUUGCUCGGCACUCGCCGCCCACCUUUCUCCCGACUAGGGUUCGUGAGAUAUUCAUGGUUCGCCGACCAGUUCAGGGGACAGACGCCGACGAUCCGCGAGGAGGUCGAGCAUUACGCCUGGGGGUUCCUCAUGUUCAUGCUUGGCACUACUCUAUUCGCCGACCGGGGGAACACCAUUGGCCUCUACCUCUUGAGCGCAUUGAUAAACGUGACUCGCAUCCGGCGCUAUGACUGGGGAAGCGCAGGCCUGGCCACACUGUAUGGAUAUAUGAGUUCCUCAUCUCGUCGGAGUGGGCACCUGCUAGGAGGCUACUGGAGAGCCUGGGAGUUGUGGGUAUAUGCCUACUUCCUGAGGCUUGCUCCAUAGCCGGAGGUAGAGAUGCCCCCCAUGGUUCCAUAUUCACAUCGGUUUGAUGGGAGAUGUGAGCGGAGGCCGUGAGAGUCUUUCUCAUUCUUCCGCCGAUAUUUUGACACUGUAGCCGCA
This is a messenger RNA of Camellia sinensis, 1137 nucleotides long. NCBI's taxonomy places the organism in Eukaryota, Viridiplantae, Streptophyta, Magnoliopsida, Ericales, Theaceae. The record is from RefSeq and is a predicted model, not a curated record.